UCAUGAUAUUUGCAGCUACAAUCUGGUAGCGUUGGCCCACAUAUCGUGUGUUGAGCCUGUAUAGUACUUUGCGACCCUAAUUUCGGCACCUCUAGCUAAGAUGGACAUUCACCGGUCUCGAUUUGUGCCCUACCCACCCUCUGCGAUCAACGCACUCGCAUUCUCUCACCCAGAAGCCGAACAUGGAAAUCGAGAUCCCGAGGCUCUAAGGCUUGCGGUUGGACGCGCAAAUGGCAACAUUGAGAUCUGGAACCCCGCGAACGGAACGUGGUUGCAAGAGAAGGUUUUCUUUGGCGGCAAAGACAGGAGCGUGGAAGGCCUGGCAUGGACGCAGGAGCCGGACCAGAGAGAUGCGCAUAACAAGAUUGUACCUGGGAGACUGCGUUUAUUCAGCAUUGGGUAUUCCAGCAGCGUUACAGAGUGGGAUCUAGCGACUGGCCUUCCUGCGCGCCACUCGAAUGGAAACCACAGCGAAGUCUGGUGUUUCGCAGCUCAACCCAGGCAUGCGACGAAAGGCAGCUCAGACGAGGGCGUCAAUGCGCACCAGAAGCUUGUUGCAGGCUGCGCGGAUGGCACUAUCGUCUUGCUGUCCACAGAAGACAACGACCUUCGCUUCGAGCGCUUUGUAUCUCGCGCGACCAACAAGAAAGCGCGCGCUCUGAGCAUCACGUACAAGGACCACAACACUAUACUAGCAGGUUUUGCAGACAGCAUGAUCCGCGUUUUCGACACAAGGAACGGGAAUGUCAUCAGGAACAUAUCCUUGGGCAGCGGACCGCAUGGUGGACCCAAGGAGAUCCUAGUGUGGAAAGUCAAGUGUCUCUCGAACGGUGACUUUGUGUCUGGUGACUCCACCGGUGACAUCCGAAUUUACAACGGCAAAAACUUCAGUCAAUUGCAGAGGAUUUCCGGCCACGAAGCGGAUGUUUUAGAUCUUGCCGUAUCUCGCGACGGUACAAGCAUUUUCAGUGCGGGCAUGGACAGGCGAACGUGCUUCUACACGAGUGUGAAGACGGCUGCGACGAAGGGUCUAGGUGGGAAAUGGCGCAAGGUUUCCCACCAGCGAUACCAUGAACAUGAUGUCAAAGCCAUGGCAACGUAUGAGGGCAACAAACUGAGCGUGGUUGUAUCUGGAGGUAUUGAUACACAACCCAUCGUCGUUCCCCUUCGUCAGUUUGGCAAAGAGCUCAGUCGGGGACUACCAGCUCUGCCCCACACUCCUCCCCUCGUAAGCGCCCCGGGAGCGCGACUUCUAGUCAGUUGGUGGAACUCCGAACUACGCAUAUGGCGCGUCAAGCCUCAGGACGAUGGCAAUGAGAAGCCAAAGGUUGUCGCACGCCUGGCUCUGCAAGGAGAAGAGAACAUUACCUCGGUCUCGAUCACUCGAGAUGGGGGAUUGCUUGCUGUUGGCACCGGAAGCGUGGUCAAGCUAUUCCAAUUGAUACAGCCACAGGCUGGAGCUGGUCCAGGGCUUCGCAUAAGGAAGCUGGAAAUGCCAUCGAUUUCUGGCGCAAAGACUGUAAAGUUGACAGCGGACGGCAAGUGGCUGACAGUCAUUACGGCGACGAACGUUAUUCAGCUUGUGAGGAUCAUCAGGACAGAUGAUGCAGCCGAUCAACCCCGCGUACUGGACAAAUUGCAAUACCUUCAUCGCCUUCCUCGUAAUAUUUCUUCGCAAAGUCCACUGGACGGACCAUCGGGGCCUUACGCUCGUUCCAUUACGCAUGCCGAAUUCUCUUCUGAUGGUAAUGUCUUUGCUGUCGCCGAUCUUGCCGGUUAUGUCGACACAUGGGUCAUCGAAGGAAACGAGGACUCAACAGCACCAGAAGUUGAUAUUGAUGAUUCGACCCCAGCUGAUGCUGAAGAAGACGAUUCCGAUGACGAAGAAGAAGGUAUGAAGGAAAAGAUCACAUUUUUAGGUCAACGAUGGAUAAGCAACCCUGCUGCACAUCUUCUGCCUCAGCUGGACUCUACACCAGUUCUUCUUUCAUUCCAACCAACCUCGGUCAGCUCUGAUCGACCUGAACCCAAUGGCAACCCUGCUGUGCAUCCUACAAGACAGAACCCUCAUCCCCACUCGCACGAGCUACCUGCUGUAGAGCAUCGGCUAUUGUUAGCAUCCGCCGAACAUCAGCUCUACCUUUUUGAGGUCAUGGCUGGACGAUUGUCAGAAUGGUCCAGGAGAAACCCACCAUCAAGCUACCCCCGCGAAUACCGCCAGCUCGACCUCCCGGCAAAGGGAUGUAUCUGGGAUGUCAACGAGACACGGCAGCGAGUAUGGCUGUACGGCGAGAAAUGGCUGUUCAUGUUUGAUCUUAGCCAAGACUUCCCUAUCUCGGAUUCAGACGACACUGUUGCAGGGAAAAAGCGGAAACGCGAGGCUGUGAAGGAUGCAUCGAAGAAGAACAAUAGUGGUGCCGGCGAUAUGCUCCCUCAAAAGGAGUUGCCUGUCACCAAGAUGCGCAAGUUCAACGGCGGUCAGACGAAUGAGUCACGCAAGGCUGAAUGGGUCGAAACCAAUGCUACGAGCAACAGUGCCACAGUCGACGACGAUGUUGAGGACAAGACACAAACCCUGGCCAGUCUCCGCAGGUCCAACACGCAAGAUGGCGCUCAGAGCAAUGGCGAUUCUACCGAGUUGGUACUUCGGGACGUGGGCGAGGUAGCGAGUCAACAAAACCGCGAUGAUUCGUCGUGGCAUACGUUCAAGUACCGUCCGAUAUUGGGCAUGGUGCCCAUCAGUGCGGACAAUGGCCAGCCGCUGGAGGUGGUACUUGUUGAACGGCCGUCGUGGGAUUUGGAUCUUCCUCCACGAUUCGUUGGAACUCACGAAAAGUGAGAGCAGUGAAAGUAGGAGGGCCAGUAUUGUAAAUCGAUGGAUUAGAUACCUAAAGCAGCAUUUGAUGGUUUUG
Molecule: messenger RNA, 2912 nt
Organism: Dothidotthia symphoricarpi CBS 119687
Lineage: Eukaryota; Fungi; Ascomycota; Dothideomycetes; Pleosporales; Dothidotthiaceae
Product: WD40 repeat-like protein
Exons: 2
Coding region: 101-2839 (912 amino acids)
Biological process (GO): maturation of SSU-rRNA from tricistronic rRNA transcript (SSU-rRNA, 5.8S rRNA, LSU-rRNA)
Cellular component (GO): 90S preribosome; small-subunit processome; t-UTP complex
Molecular function (GO): RNA binding; protein binding
Source: RefSeq, a predicted model, not a curated record